Messenger RNA from Electrophorus electricus (electric eel), 2177 nucleotides. RefSeq names its product DnaJ heat shock protein family (Hsp40) member A3b (gene dnaja3b). Gene Ontology annotation, biological process: response to heat; negative regulation of apoptotic process; mitochondrion organization. Lineage: Eukaryota; Metazoa; Chordata; Actinopteri; Gymnotiformes; Gymnotidae. Gene Ontology annotation, molecular function: ATP binding; heat shock protein binding; protein kinase binding. Gene Ontology annotation, cellular component: mitochondrion. The record is from RefSeq and is a predicted model, not a curated record.
CCUUGAUAGCGACGUGAACAUGUCUGCCUCCACUGUCCGUAUCUCUGCACGCUGGAUAUCUAAAACGUUUGCUCAACUCAGUACGACUUGUGCGCCUUUCCCGUCCUCUAGGAUUAGGAAUAUCUGUGGCCUCACAGUAAAAGGAUGUCGUUACUAUAUGCCGGGGCUCCGUACAAGUCGUUGGAGAGACGACGACCGUGUGACAUUGAGCGAGUUGUCAGGGCUCGAGAGCGUCGGUGUUCCCAGCUCGCGCUCCUUCCACAGCGGUCGCCUGCGACCUGCCCAGCAGGACCUCUACCGCGUGCUGGGGCUCCCGCGCACCGCCACGCAGAAGGACAUCAAGAAGGCCUACUACCAGAUGGCUAAAAAAUACCAUCCUGACACCAACCCAGAUGACCCGCAGGCCAAAGAGAAGUUUGCCAAGAUAGCAGAAGCAUAUGAGGUUCUGAGUGACGAGGUGAAGAGGAAGCAGUACGACACGUAUGGCUCGGCAGAUCCGAGUGCGAGGGGGGCGGAGCAGCAGUACUGGAGGUACGGAAUUCCCACGGACCCAGAGGAGCUCUUCCGGAAGAUCUUCGGGGACUUUGUUGGUGCACGUGGCUUCGGGGACUUCAGCUCCAUGUUUGAGCAGCCGCCAGAGUUUGUGAUGGAGCUGACGUUCACUCAGGCAGCAAAGGGAGAGAACAAGGAGAUCACUGUGAACUUGGAGGACAGCUGCCCACGGUGCAAGGGCAAAGGUCACGAGCCGGGCACCAAGGUCAUGCAUUGCCACUACUGCGGCGGCACAGGCAUGGAGUCGAUAAACACGGGCCCAUUCACGAUGCGUUCCACCUGUCGACGUUGUGGUGGGCAGGGCUCCAUCAUGAUCAUGCCCUGUGUGAUGUGCAGAGGAACAGGCCAGACCAAACAGAGGCAAACUGUCAUGGUGCCAGUACCUGCAGGAGUGGAAGAUGGGCAGACAAUCCGAAUGUCUGUUGGAAAGAAGAAGAUAAAUAUCACAUUCAGAGUCCAGACGAGUCCAGUGUUUCGGCGUGACGGCUCUGAUAUCCACUCUGAUGUGAUGAUCUCAGUGGCUCAGGCUGUCCUUGGGGGAACAGCUCGAGCCCAGGGCCUCUACAACACGGUGGACAUCAUGAUUCCUCCCGGGAUUCAAACAGACCAGACAAUCCGGCUGGGCGGCAAGGGAAUAGCGCACAUGGGCAGGGGCGGAUACGGCGACCACUACGUCCACAUCAAAGUCAGAGUUCCCAGGAAGCUGACUCGCAGACAGCGGGAGCUGAUGCUGAGCUUCGCCCAGGAUGAGACGGACGUGGAGGGCACCGUGCACGGUGUCACCCGGCCACCCACAGGGAGCUCUCAGCAUGCAGGAGAGGCAUCUGGAGCAGAGCAGAAGAGAGAAGAGGAGCAGCCUGAGAAAGAGGAGGCAGGAUUCAUCUCCAGACUGAAGAAGAUGUUCUCAUGAAGAACCCAGCAGGAAGGAGGCCUCAGCACACAGCACUUUACUGCACCUGGGUUAUCUGCCAUCAUUGGCUGCUGUCUCCUGGCUUGGUUAUCUGCUAUGAUUGGCUACCGUCUCAUGGCUGGGUUAUUUGCCAUGACUGGCUGCCGUUGCAUGGCUGGGUUAUGUGCCAUGACUGGCUGUGAUCAGGGUAGAGGCCUACGAGUGUGGAUACUCUUCCAACUCAAUUAUCUGGGGAAAUACAAAGCGCACAGUGGGUGGGAGAGGGAAAAGGGGACAUUAGAGAGUGGACCAACAUCCAGUAGAACACCAGAGAGCUGCUUCUCUUACCCAUCAGACCCUGGGGCUCUAAUAUCUGUUCAUCAUAGAGCUUAUGCUAAUGAAGCUCUGCUAAAAAGUUCUGUGUAACAAAGGCUUGGAACAAUGGUUAUUAAGAAAAAUGCUGAUUGACAGACUAAUUAAUCAUAUGUUUUUACACCUGUGUGACAGCCGUUUGCUGUGGUAUGGUGUGCAUUCUAAGAGACUACAGCACCUGCACAUUUCUAGCAUCAUUAAAACAAGUCAAAGUCAUUGAGCUGUAAGAGUGAAAAACUGAUUUUGUUCUUAAUGAAAGCUCUCCAGCCCAGUUCCUCUAUGUUGUAUGUGUGGGUGGAUGCUAGGGCUUCUGACUGAAAAGGAAAUUUAUGUGAUCAGGGAUCAUUAAAUCUGACUGUCAUUA